Phytomonas sp. Hart1 is the source of this 4212-nucleotide messenger RNA. The record is from the annotation of a GenBank genome assembly. NCBI's taxonomy places the organism in Eukaryota, Euglenozoa, Kinetoplastea, Trypanosomatida, Trypanosomatidae.
AUGCUAACAAGGAGGAGAAAUCGUAACACGCAGGACGGCGCGGCUCACACGACUGCCUUUUCCGAUGGUAGCGCAUCUACCGCCACUGCAGGUUCGACAUCGCGGCUGCCACUAAUAAGUAGUUCUCGUGUGGAUAAGAAAGAACUAAGUUCGAUGCUGGAGGACCUGAUGGUAGCCUUUGCACCCAACGUUUUGCCAUGUUUGCUUUGUGAUCAUAGUUGCGAGACUAAUUUCGGUACCAGCGCGGGUGAGGCACCCGCGGUAGAUACCAGUGUCUCCUCCCAGCUCCCGAUACGUCUUACGCGCGCUAUUUUGUUUAUGUACCUUCACACCUGCAGUGGGCCUCCCGACUACCCGCGAAUCAACCCCUGCACGACGUUGGAGUGCUGGAUCGAUCCGCUGGUCGCGCAGGGCUCUCGGCGAGCAGGCGGCAGCUGCAGUGAGGCCAUUGCCGAAGUGCUCGAAUCUCAAUACCGCUCGGUUUUGCGCGAGGAUAUCCCCAUCUCGCGCGUCGUGGAGGCGAACAUUGAGGUGGCAAGCAUGAUGCUUGGCAAGGCGCGCAACCUCACGCGGGAUGGUCGAGUUCUGGUUCACUACAACGGUCAUGGGAUGCCUCGCGCGACGGACCUCGGCGAGGUAUGGGUCUUUGAUUCCGAUCACACCCAUUACGUCCCGUUUAAUAUCACGGAUAUUUCGGAUCUGAUAGGGACACCGACUCUUUACAUCUUCGACUGCAAUGCUGCUGGGGCGAUUCUUCGGCAUUGGCAAAAGAACCUUCUGCACGAGAAGCGUCCGCACGACUUGUUUAUCUGUGCGUGUGAUGCGCACGAGACGCUGCCGCUGAACCCCGUCCUCCCUGCUGACAUGCUCACCUCUUGCCUGACGACGCCGUUGAAGAUGGUGCUUUGGUGGUAUAUCGGCUACUCGCACCACAAGAUGCUCCUUCCGCAGGUAACCGAGGAGAUGAUUCGCAACCUUCCGGGCGACCUCAGCGACCGUCGGAGCCCCCGCGGCGACCUGAAUUGGGUUCUGAACGCGGUCACCACCACCAUCGCGUGGUGCACGUUGCCGCCCUCGCAAUUUCACUACCUCUUCCGCCACGACCCCCGCACCCGGGCGAUCUUCCGUAAUGCGAUCCUGGCAGACCGCCUGAUGCGCGAGACUGGGGUCAUCCCCAUCACCUACCCCGCCCUCGCGGAGGAGAUGCACCUACACCCGAUGUGGGAGCUCUGGGAUUGCGUCCUGGAGCGGACGAUUGCCCAGCUGCCGGGGCUGAUGGCGGCCCCUUCGACCCGCCCGAAGGCCACGCCGGGCGUGCGCUAUCAGGAGUCCUCCUUCUUCGACGACCAGCUCCUGGCUUUCGAGGUGUGGGUGCACUACGGGGAUAUGACCCAGACGCCGCAGCAGCUGCCGUGCGUGUUGUUCGCGCUCACCCAAGUCCACCACCGCGUGCGCGCCUUCACGCUGCUCGCGAAGUAUUUGGAUUCCAGCCUCGCGGCCGGGCGGCUCGCGACCCUGUGCGGGAUUCUCCCCUACCUCAGCAGGCUGAUCGCGCAGGUCCCGGAGGUGCUUCUUAUCGUGACCGUCGUCUGGAUGCAGGUGAUUCGCGCCGACCCGCUCGAAGGCUGCGAGGAGAUCAGCCGGAGCAAGACGGAGAGCUACUUCACGAGUCUUCUCCGCCUGGACGAGGCGACCACGACGAUCGAGAUGGUGGAGUACGGGAAGCGGGUUGAUCACACCGCGGAGGCGGCGCGGGGGAACGCGGCCCUGCACGAGGCGGAGGUCGACACCUCCGGGCAGCUCCUACCACAGCGGGUGGUCUUUUCCCCGAUCGAGCCCGCGCUUCAGCCGUCGAGCGCGCGGGCCGCCGGGCUGGCGUCCGCCCUACGCUCCCCCCAGGCGAGCGGCAAGACGGCCCCGUCCCCUCACCUGACCAAAGGGGUCACCUAUUACCUCAUGAACGACGUCAGCCUGCCGCGGUCGAAGAGUAUGGUCUGCUAUAUCCUUUACCAGUAUCUGCUCCGCGGCAGGGAUCAAUGCCUUCUCUGCUGGAAUCACCACCUGCUGAACGCCGCCUUCCCUUGCCUGAGCCACGACGAUGUGGAGCUGCAGUCGUGGGCGUGUUUGGUGCUUUCGAUGUUGUUUCGGGGCCUACGGCACGCGAAGAACUUCGCCUCGCGCGAGUGCGCCUCGCGGUUGGAUCUCUUCUCGCGGCAUCUACGCGACCGCUCGCCCGUCGUCCGAAGCUCCUGCGUGACGUUGAUCGCGAGUGUGGUCGGCGUCCGGGUGGACCUCCUCCCGCCCGAUCAGCAGGUCCGCCGCCUGCAAAUGGAGAAGUCGGUGAUUAUUAAACUUCGGCAGAUCCUCUUCGACGCGAGCAUGAGCGUGCGCGGGGAGCUGAUUUUUUUUGCCUGCCAGAUGAUCUACGUCUACCGCAGCGUCCUACCGCGCAUGCGAGUCCCCGGGGUCGAGGACCUUUCGAUUCACGAGAUUGAGGCCUACGUGCGGGCGGUGGGGAAGGACUCGCCGCGGUGGGAGCUUGAGGAGCCCGGGGUGCAGGUUCAUUCCUUGCUCAACCUCAACCGCCCGACCCUCAACGCCAUUUUUGAUGACAAAAUCGUUUUUAAGACGACGGUGCUCACCGCGGAUGACCCUGUGCCGACGCCGGAGGAGCUCGACCCCGCGCUGAUCGUCGAGGAGGCGAUGGAGAUCCUGCUUGGGCUCGUGCACGACGCCGCGUUUAUGCUUUGGGAGCUCUACCGCAACUGCGAUGGGGCAAAGGUGGAGCGGGCGCUUUCGAAGCUUUCCACAGGGACGGCCCCGGAGUCCGCGCGUUUUGCGUCCGAGGCGCUUCGGACGAUGGCGCAUCUGCCCUCGCUCUCCUCCUCCUAUUACUUCACCGAGGCGGAUCGCGCGCGGGCGCGGUGGAAUGCCGACAUGAUGCGGCUUCUCGCGCUGGAUAAUAGCGGGCGGCGGUUGGAGCCUCGGCCCGGGUCGCUCAGCUCCCCCCCCUCCCCCCCGCGCGGCCUGAAGGAGACGGCGACGGCAGGGGGGGGUGACGGGGUGAUCGAGGUCGUGGAAGGCGGGGUCUCGGCGUUGUUGUCCGGCCCGACGCGGCCGAUUCGCACGCUGCUCGGGUCCGGCUCGCGGUAUCAAAUCUUUCCCAGCCUCGUGCGGUCAGACAUGGUGAUCUGCACGGCCCCCCGCACGCUGGAGAUGUCCUUUGUCAUGGCAACCAGAGACCAGCGGGUGAUGUACGUCUCCUACGAGGGCUACAACACCCUGACGGUGCAGAACAGCUUCGUGCCGCGCCUCGCCGGGCCGAUCCACGACCUUCUCGUCAUCAACGACCUUUCUGAGCACUCCGGGCUGCUCUUGGUGAACAAGCGCGGGGGCUUUACGCUGCUUAAAGGGGUGCUGGAGCGGGACGCGACGCCGACGGAGGCCGCGGUCUUCACCGCCUGCCUGCCGCCGCCGUCCGGGGCCUGGAUCGACCUCAAGACGGUCUACCACGGCCGGACGAUGACGCUCUUUUACGGCGGCGCGAUCGGGGCGGGCGGGAUGACGGAGAUCCACGGCUUCCGCGUCGGCGAGGAGCAGGUCACGCAACGCAUGGUGGUGCCUGGGAACCCCACGCUGAGCUGCCUCACCGCCCACACCUCCCAGCGCGCGCUUUUUGCGGGCUUCAGCGACGGCGUCGUGCGCUACUACGACGACCGGCGGAUGCAGGGCGGGGUCAGCGUUGUGGCCUCCCUGCCGGCCGGCGAGCGGGAGCGGGAGGCCGUCCUCGGCGUCGGCCCGAUCGCGACGGCGGCCUCCACCACCUUCCGCAUCGCCACCAUGACGUCCAGCGCGCUCUGCGUGUUCGAUACGCGGAAGCUGAACACGCCCACGCUGCGAAUGGGCGUGCGGGAGCUGCUGCUCGGGGGGGAGGGGGAGGGGAAGGGGAAGGGGCCGCUCUCCGCCCCGCUUCCUUCGAUCAGCUGCGGGGAGGUGGGGUUGUAUACGGGGCUUAUCGGGCUCGGCUUCAGCGACGGCAGCUACGCCGCAUUCAACCCCAAAGGUCAAAACCUCAUCGAGGGGCGGGUUCGCCCGUCGACCUGCCAAACCGAAGGCGGGGCAGCGUCAAAUCUGUUUCCACGGAGCCUUUCGUCGCACCCCUUGCGUCCACUUCUCACCUAUGGUGGGGAUUUGAUGUAUUUUCAUCUCUAA